CUUUGUUGUGCAGAUCCAUUCGCUGCAACUAUCGUAGGAAGUUUUGCUGCUCAUGUACAACCAUGGAGCGGCUUUCAAUCUUCGCUAGUAGUGGUUGAGGGUGACGGGACGAGCUUUAUUGAAGAUGAUGAUCUAAAAGAGUGGCUUGGGCGCCAUAUGUCAGGGGACAGCUUGAAAGUUAAUAAAAAGGAGGAUGUAAUAUUUUUCAAGCUAAAAUUGGCUGACGUCGAACCGCUAAAAACAGAGGAAGAUUUUAUAGACCUUUUUGGUCCUAUCUUUCAUUAUCUGGGUGUUGUCACAAUAGAUAUUUCUCUCCAUCGACACUGCGCCUUUUUAAAUGAAUCUCUUGAUGAAAUAGAUGAUAUUUAUCAGAAGUUCCUAAAUUACACCAAAAGUCUGGCUUUUUCUUACGAAUUUUUGCGCCGUCGGUCUUUCCUGGACAACAACGCAAAUGUGCCAGAUAUUGACAGUGGGACGUUACCAUUUAACGUCCAUGUUCAACGUUGUGGUCAAAACAACGAGUUUGAUGCAACCUUACUUUGUUCUAAUGAAGAGACAUUUGAAGUUUUCUCUAGAACAUUCAAGGAAGAAAAGCAAAUUGCACAGUUGUCCCGUAUUUGUAAGCGAGAGAUGGUGGUAAAUUUCGAACCUCGUGUAAGAUUAGGAGUUUUGGUAAGCAGAGAGUUACUAGUCGCUGUUAAAGACGAUUUGGUUGAAAUGGAUCAUAAAUUUCGUUUGAAAAGAUGGGCAAGGAUCGCCUUAAAAGAGGCCCCUUGUAAACUUGUUGCGUUAUUUGUUGAUGCGGAGGAAGUGAAGCUUUAUCCUGUAAAAAUUUGGUCUCUUGCCUUGAACAAGUUUCGAGAUCCCUACUACUUGACUGGACCAUCAAAGCAUAAAAAUGAGUUCCGAUUGAAACUCUUAGAAUUGUCUAGAUCAAUAUCUUGCUUACAGCUUUCUCAUACGUUUCAAGUUGGUAGUUUCCCUCUUGAAUGUGCCGGGUGCCAGACAAAGUUUUCAGUAGGUGAUCUGAAGAAUAUUUUUUUGGAAGAUGAAAAAAAGUCUCAAACAGCAAGGUUUUGGCAUCCUUUGGCUCAAGCGGUAUUGAAAUAUUUCAUUAGUAGGAAUUCGGAUAAAUUUUUUUACUGCCCAACGCCGGAUUGUUUAGGAGUUUAUAAGCGGUUUGAAAAAGGGACUGCUUCAAAAUGCUUGCUCUGUGGGAAGCUGCGGUGUUCCCAUUGCGGCGAAGAUCAUAAAGGGCUUUCUUGUGCAAACCUUAAGUCUUUAAAAGGCAAACUAGAUUCUUCUCUCUCUCACUGGUUAAGGUAUUAUUUUACAGCUUUUGUUUCCUUAGUUAGAGUGCACUUCAGUGAAGAUUUGCGGUCUCGAAGACUUUGUCCAAAUUGUCAGUCUCCUAUAGAAAAGGUUGGGGGCUGUUAUCAUAUGGAAUGCCCAGUGUGUAAGAAGCACUUCUGUUGGGUUUGCCUAUUCUCGGCUGAGACGUCUGGUCGUGUAUAUGAGCAUACAGAAAGUGUUCAUAAGACCUGUGGAGUCGAUCUGCAGCUCCUUAUCAAUGAAGUAUAUCAGUGGGACGGUUCUCAGUUGUACAUCCCGGCUUUUGAAGACUUGCUGCUCGAUGAUAAUUUGAAGGCCGAUUACUGGCGUAAAAAUGGAUUGUGA
Enterobius vermicularis (human pinworm) is the source of this 1677-nucleotide messenger RNA. The record is from the annotation of a GenBank genome assembly. NCBI's taxonomy places the organism in Eukaryota, Metazoa, Nematoda, Chromadorea, Rhabditida, Oxyuridae.